AAUUACCAGCUCGGCAGGAAGUAGUAUCAUUUUAUACUGAGUACCGUAAGGACAAGAUUUCCUACCAAAUUACUUAUUUAUAUUCGCAAAUUAAAUUAUCAACCCUAAAAGGCAGCAUGUAUGUUUACAAAAUGGAGAAUGUCAUUAUGUUUAUUUUAAUAAUAUUCUCAUUUAUUUUUAUUUCACAAGGAGUUAAACACGGCAGAAAUUUAAUAUGGUCUAUGAGUCCAACGAGCUUAGGUGUAUCUCGAAUAGUUGGCAUCGAAGGAGAUCCGAACGACUGGGUGAAAACAGGGAAUGUUACAGUUCGACAUAUCAGUGCACCUCACUACGGGUGGCAGUUCAGAGCUCUUGGUUUCCAUUAUACGACGAAAUCUAUAUUCUGGAGUGAGAAAAGUUACAAAAGGAUUCAAGAACUAACAUUAGAUGGUAGUACAGCUACACGAUCACUCUUUACAAAAACCUCCGGAUAUGUCGAUGGACUUGUUAUAGACUGGAUCUCAGAUAACAUGUAUUUCUCGGAUUCCAAAUAUAACUGGAUUAUCAUGGUUCCACUAAAUUCUACAGAUGUAUACUAUAAACUGAUUAUCACAACUGGAUUAUAUCAGCCCCAUGGAUUAGCCAUUUAUCCUAAGAAAGGGUAUCUGUUUUGGAGUGACUGGGGAGAUAUUCCCAAAAUAGAGAUGUCAGAUCUGACUGGAGGAAACAGGAGAAUACUCGUCAGUGAGAAUAUAGUUCAUCCACGUGGUAUUACAGUUGAUUAUGACGCCAACGCUAUUUACUGGGUCGAUAGCUCAAAAGACACAGUAGAAACAGUUGAAUUUAAUGGAAAUAAUAGAAGAAUAGUUCUUUCACUCCCAAAUACAAACUUUUUUGGUAUUGCACUUUAUGAGAAGUUUAUAUUCAUGACAGAGCAAGAGGAGGGACAUUUAAAAAUCUAUGAUAAAAUUACUGGUAAAGGCUAUACAAACUACAAAUUAGGCUACAUACCGUUCGCUAUAAUGAUGUAUGACGAAGAUAUGCAGGCUGGCGAACUUUCUUCUGCGUGUUCACUAUUGGAAUGUGAACAAAUAUGUGUUGAUAAGCCAGCAUUUGAUGCCGUCUGCUUGUGUGGCGAAGGAUAUGAGUUAAAUUCAGAUAAAAAGACAUGCACUGAGGUCCAAGAAUUCAUACAACCAUCACACAUCUACGCUAUCCGAGAUGCUAUAUGCCAGUAUCCAGCAAAUUUGGCUGACAUGUCUCUAGCAAAUAUUACUUUAGAAACACAGUGUUUCAUCAAGAUUGCUAAAGGUUAUUUGGCACUGUCAUAUGAUAGUAUAAAUGGUUUACUGUAUUACUCGGAAAAUGUAACCAGAAGUAUUGGAAGAGUACAACUCCGCCGGGGCUCAUUCACCGAUACAAUUAUACGGGGAGUUGGUGAAGUACGAGGGCUUGCCUAUGACUGGACAUCGGAAAACUUGUACUGGACAGAUAAUACUUACAAAUGGAUUAUGGUGUCUACCGCAAACGGUAAAUUCCAGAAAGUCAUAGUAGAUGGAUUAAUAUCACCAAUUGGUAUUGCAGUACAUCCAAAUAGAGGGACUUUAUAUUGGGCUGAUCCUGGCAGAUCGGUUAUCGAAUCUUCAUACAUGAAUGGGGAUAACAGAACUGUUCUUCCUAUUGAAGACAUAAGUCAUCCAAACCAUCUAUUCAUAGAUUUUCGUUUUGAUGAGCUGUUCUGGGCUGAUUCCGGACUAAAUCAAGUAUCUAGUUUUAACUUGAAAACAGGGGAAAUCGGUGUUCGAUUUAGACAGCAGUCGUCAACAUUUUUUGGUCUUAGCAUUUAUCAGGAUUAUCUUAUAUGGACUGAUCAAGACAAGAAUAACGGUAUUCAUGUAGCGGAUAUAUCGACUGGAAAGAAAAUGAGAGGCAUUCUACAUCCUCCAUUUGGUCAGGCAAAUGACGUAAUAUCUUAUGAUAAAGCCAAUCAACCUCAAUUUAAUGUGUCUUGUGGAAAUAACAACGGAAACUGUGAACAGAUCUGCUUACAAAAGAAGACAAAUGUGCAUUAUUGUGCGUGUGGUCUUGGCUAUACGUUAUCAGAUGACGGGAGAUCGUGCAAUUCAGAAAUUCAAAGGGAUGACUUUCUUGUGGUGGCAGAUUCUUAUCAACAACAUUUGUAUCAAAUCGGAAUGAAAACAGGGAAAGUCAAUCCAAUAGUGACGUCAGAAUUAUAUCGGCCAAUAGCAGUUGGUUACGAUCCUGUCACUCAGAAAGUUCAUUGGACAGAUAAUGAGGCAAAAGUGGUUAAGUCUGCAUCUAUUUAUGGAACAUCAGAAAUAGUUUUACAAGCUGAUCCGGAAGUUUCUACAUUGGAUGGAUUGGCAGUCGACUAUAUAAAUAGAUUACUUUUCAUAACUGACACUGGAUUAAACCAGAUCUCAGUUCUAAGUCUAUCCCAGAGCAAAUACAACAAAGUUAUAAUCUCAGAGAAACUAGACCAACCAAGAGCAAUUGUAGUACAUCCAAUGAAAGGACGUCUUUAUUGGUCGGACUGGGGAGAUGAUGCUAGGAUUGAGACAGCGGCAAUGGACGGUUCAGACAGAUAUGUUUUAGUGAAUUUUACUACAAAAAGUUGGCCAAAUGGAAUAACUAUUGAUGUACUAGAAAACAAACUCUACUGGGUAGACGCGUUCCAGGACAAGAUUGAAGUAAUGGAUUUAAAAAACUCUGAUAUCACAGUUGUUCUACAAGAGGAAAAAGCUCACUAUUUUGGAAUUGUUCUAUUGGGAGAUUAUUUGUAUUUCACUUGCUGGAUAAAAAAUUAUAUAUCACGCAUUUCAAAGUCAGGGGGUGUUCCAGAAAGAGUCGGACCUAAAAGAUUCGCUAGACUUAACGGCAUAGCUGGCUAUAGUUCCUCAAAAACAGUCAGAGGUAAAUCAAUAUGUACGGCAAAGUGUCAUCAUCUUUGCUUGCCAGUAUCCGAAACGUCAUACAAGUGCGCAUGUGCCGAUGGAUACACUUUAGCAGGAAAAGUCUGCCGAUCUAUAGGAAACAAUACUACAAAUAUGCCAGGAUAUAAAAGCACGGACACUCCUGGAAAAACAUCUCAACGUAGAACAAAUAUAGAUAAUUCUGGUCUUCCAGUAGCGGGAGUUGUAGCCGUUGUUUGUGCCUGUCUAGUACUUGCUGCAUGUGGAUCCGUUGCUGGAAUAUAUGCAUAUAGAAGAUGGCGUUCCCCAUUUAUUCCACAUAAUCGAUUAAUAGAGGACAGUCAAGUUGAUACCUUUUAUAGAAUAACUUUUCCAGAUAAAAAUAACCGAGACGAACCAGGUUUAGAUUCAAAUUUUGACUCAGGAAUAGAAAAUCCAUCUUACGACAAAAUGGAAGAACAAAUAUUGAAAAACUGAUAUCAAAUUUAUUAUAAUCAAACUAACAAGAAAUGAAUAUUUAUUCCAAAUUGGCCAACAUAGGGUUUGAAUUUGAAAUAAAAAAAUAUGACAGAAAACAUGUAAUUAUAUAUUUUUCAAAGAACGUGUAAAAUCUAAUGGUACAAAUUA
Mytilus trossulus (common blue mussel) is the source of this 3539-nucleotide messenger RNA. Its product is annotated as low-density lipoprotein receptor-related protein 4-like. Bases 117 to 3389 code for a protein of 1090 amino acids. Lineage: Eukaryota; Metazoa; Mollusca; Bivalvia; Mytilida; Mytilidae. Gene Ontology annotation, biological process: canonical Wnt signaling pathway. The transcript has 22 exons. Gene Ontology annotation, molecular function: Wnt receptor activity; Wnt-protein binding. The record is from RefSeq and is a predicted model, not a curated record.